UAGGCUGUGAAAAAGGAUGUGUAGCUAAUUUGUUUAAGAGUGUACUCUCUUGACUGUUGAAGGGUUUCAGGUGUUCUGCUGCCUCCUUGUUUGCAACAAAUAUGGAUCAAGUGACGCCAACCACAGAAGAUUACUGGACCUUUGACGACUAUGACAAUUACACCAUGUCCCCUGACAUUAGCAGGAGUCAUGCAGUCCCAUGCUUGCAGGAGGACAUCUACAGUUUUGCACAGAAGUACUCCCCUGUUGUCUACAGUCUGGUGUUCCUCCUGGCUGUUCUGGGCAACGUGCUGGUGCUGUGUGUGAUCCGACGUUACCGAAACUCUCAGAGCAGAGGAGCCUGUGCCUUCUCUCUGACGGACACCUUCCUCCUUCACCUGGCCAUCUCUGACCUUCUGCUGGCCUUCACCCUGCCUCUGUUUGCAGUGCAGUGGGCUCACCAGUGGGUGUUCGGCUUGCCUGUCUGCAAGAUCUCCGGUGCCCUCUUCUCCCUGAACCGCUACAGUGGCAUCCUUUUCCUGGCCUGCAUCAGCUUUGACCGAUACCUGGCCAUCGUUCACGCUGUCAGCUCUGGCUGGAAGCGCAACACCUGCCAUGCUCAGGUUGCGUGUGCCCUGAUCUGGGUGGGCUGCUUGGGCCUGAGUGGAGUGGACAUGACUUUCAAACAGGUAGUGGAGGUGAACACUAUAGGCCAUCAUAAGGCACUCCUGUGCCAGGUGUGGUUCACUAAGAACUCCACACAGUGGCAGGUGGGGCAGCAGCUGAUCAGUGUGGUUCUGGGUUUUGGGCUCCCCCUGCUGAUCAUGCUCUACUGCUACAUCCGCAUCUUCAAGUCUCUCUGCAAUGCCAGUCGCCGCCAAAAGCGCAAGUCUCUCCGCCUCAUCAUCUCCUUAGUGUCUGUGUUUGUCAUCUGCUGGGCACCAUACAACUGCUUCCAGCUGGCAGACAGUCUGCACAGGCUGGGUGUGGUGACUGGAGGUUGCCAGUUCGGCCGUGUGGUGGACAUUGGCACUCUGAUCACUGAAAGCGUGGGCCUGUCGCACUGCGCCCUGAACCCUCUGCUGUACGGCUUCGUCGGGGUGAAGUUCAGGAGGGAGAUGGUCAGGAUGUGUAAGGGGCUGCUGGGACAGAGGGGCUUGCUGGGGAUGGAGGAAUGGAGGGGGAGGAGGAUGAGAAGAACCGCAGGCUCUUGUAGCUCUGCAGAGAGCGAAAACACCUCCUAUUCUGUCAUGGUGUGACACUAUUUAGGGAGACGGGGAUAAAGAGGGAGGUGUGUGUGUGUGUGGCUGUGUGGCUGUGUGUGUGUGCGAGGGGGUUGGGGUUGAGAGAAAAGUAGAGAGAAACGAAGAAGUUCAGUUUAAUUAAGACUUUAAAUGUUCUCAGCAGGAAAGGUUUUCUGCCUGUCAUGUUUAUCUUCCACUGGUGCUCUGCCAUCUAAUUGUUUGUCCAGUGCAGCUUAUGACACAUUCUGAUACUGUCAUGUCAACUUUUGGUAAAAAUUGUUGACUUUCGCGUUCAUAUGUCAAAUCUUGUGAAAUGUAGAUUUCUUCAUACUCGUGGAAAAGCUUGUUCAGCAAUUAAGAGAAGUCGUGUGCGGCCUCAUAUCUCACAUCCUUACACUCAGUAGAUUUUUCUCAUCAGAUUCCACACUCAGAUAGUUUGAAGAAAAAAAAAACAGUUCUGCCUUUUAAAACAGUGAAAAUGGUUGUAUAUGUUGAAAAGCUGUACAUGUUGCAUUUGUCAUUUUGCAUUUCUUUUUUUCAUGAUCCACAUGCAGCUGUUCUCUCAGCUGCCUGCUUCAAAGUUGAACUGUGCUGUAAAAAGGGGAAAUUAAUACAAUGACUCGUUUAGAAUUAUGAAGAACCCAUUCUCUUUGUUCUGUACAAAGAUUUUUAUGAUAAAUAUUUUGAAAUAAAAAUAUAGUCUCGUGUUCAUAUAUUCA
Messenger RNA from Chelmon rostratus (copperband butterflyfish), 1942 nucleotides. It is a transcript of the gene cxcr3.2, whose product is annotated as chemokine (C-X-C motif) receptor 3, tandem duplicate 2. Gene Ontology annotation, biological process: chemotaxis; G protein-coupled receptor signaling pathway; immune response. Gene Ontology annotation, cellular component: membrane. The record is from RefSeq and is a predicted model, not a curated record. Lineage: Eukaryota; Metazoa; Chordata; Actinopteri; Chaetodontiformes; Chaetodontidae. The transcript is spliced from 2 exons. The coding region runs from base 102 to 1238 and encodes 378 amino acids. Gene Ontology annotation, molecular function: chemokine receptor activity.